Molecule: messenger RNA, 6226 nt
Organism: Schistosoma haematobium
Lineage: Eukaryota; Metazoa; Platyhelminthes; Trematoda; Strigeidida; Schistosomatidae
Product: [F-actin]-monooxygenase mical3, variant 2
Exons: 18
Coding region: 160-5673 (1837 amino acids)
Molecular function (GO): FAD binding
Source: RefSeq, a predicted model, not a curated record
AAAUCCACCGGUGUAUAUGAGUUUUUUGGACGAGGUUCGUCGUCGUUUGAGUGAUUUCGCUUAAAGAUAGACCGUGUUUGGACACACCAACUUUUAUCAUACUUAAUAAUAUGUAUUUACGUACACAGCUUUAUUAAUGACAAGACUAAUAAUGAGGUCAUGAACGUUACUGGACUGCAUCGCGGUUUGGAGGAGAAGUUCGAUUUGUUUUGUUCUGCAACGACAUUUGAAAGCAUAUUAGCUUGUUUUUAUGAGCUAUGUGAUGGGGUUGUUUCUAAGCCUACAAAGCAAUCUUGGAAUAUUUUCCAUGAAUUGAGUGUAAACCUCAAAUCAUACUGGAAAGCUGCUGCAUUAUUUUCAAAAUUGGAAAAACGUGUUAAAAUGAAGCAGUAUCAUCAUCAGACGUUAUGUCGAGAUAUAAAUGUGCUUGUUAUAGGAUGUGGACCAUGUGGUAUGAGAUGUGCGAUUGAAUUAGCUUUACUUGGUGCUCGUGUUAUCAUUAUCGAGAAACGUCACACAUUUUCAAGAAAUAACGUACUACAUUUAUGGCCUUAUCUCAUUGAGGAUUUAAAAGCAUUGGGGGCAAAGACAUUCUUUGGAAAAUUUUGUGCUGGUUCAAUUGAUCACAUUAGUAUACGAACACUUCAAUGUAUUUUGCUAAAAGUUGCUUUAUUAUUUGGUGUGCAAGUAUUUCCUGGCGUUACUUAUACAUCUUUAAUUGAACCAAGUUCAAGUAAAGAAUUACCGACAUUCUAUCACGACACAAAAUUAAAUGCACCUUGUUCACCACGUACAAAAUCACUUAGUAUUCCCAAUCAAAAUGGUGAGAAAAAAUAUGUAAAUAUCGACCAUAUGACUGACAACAUUAAUACAGUGAAUAAUUUUGUCAAUAAAUCUAGUGGCAAUCAUCGUCAUCACUCCCCGUUACGGCAUAAAGAUACACGUGUAUCAGAAUAUUAUGUAAAUGGUGAUAAAGAAAAGAAAGAACAUUGGCAGGAAAAUGUAAAACGAUUUGGUUGGCGAGCUAAACUAAAGCCAGAAUUAUUCGUAUUGAGAAAUUUUCAUUUUGAUGUUUUAAUCGCUGCAGAUGGUAAACGCAGUUGUCUAGGUUUCCCAUGUAAAGAACUACGAUGUCGUUUAGCUAUUGCAAUUACUGUGAAUUUUAUAAAUUAUCAUACACCAGCUGAAGCACAAGUAGAAGAGAUUAGCGGUGUUGCUCGUAUUUUCAAUCAAUCAUUUUUUUCACGUUUAGCCACAGAGACCGGUAUUGAUUUGGAGAAUAUUGUUUAUUACAAAGAUGAAACGCAUUAUUUUGUUAUGACAGCUAAAAAACAUAGUCUUUUAGCAAAAGGUGUAUUAAAACAAGAUCGAGAUGAUUCGGUCAGUUUAUUAAGUAAAAAUAAUGUGGAUAAGAAAGCUUUACAAGCGUAUGCGAAAGAAACGGCUUCAUAUGUAACCAAUGGAGCAUUGACACGUUUAGAUUUUGCAUUGAAUUCAUACGGCGAACCUGAUGUAGAUAUAUUUGAUUUUACACGAAUGUUUGCAGCAGAAUAUUCAUGUAAUAUAUUGGAAAAGAAUCAUUGUCUUUUAUUACAAUGUCUUAUUGGUGAUGGAUUAUAUGAACCAUUUUGGCCUACUGGUAGUGGCUGUGCAUUAGGCUUUAUGUCUGCACUUGAUGCUGCCUGGUCUGUUUCAUUACUUGCGUCUGGUAUGCAUCCAUUAAAAGUGAUUGCACAACGUGAAUCAGUUUAUCAACAUUUAAGUCAAACAACCGCUCAGAAUAUGCCAUCGAAUUUUCAUGAUUAUAAACUGGAUCCUAUGACAAGAUAUCAGCGUUGCGAUGUAAAUCUUAUCAGUCCAAAGCAAGUGCAGCAUUUGUACAUAAAAGAUCCUGAAGAUAUGUUAUCAACAAAACAUGGUAUUGAUUCUCCAGUAACAACCCAAGCUGCAAUACAAAAAUAUUGGAUAAAACCUGAACAUUAUGAACAGAGGAAUUUUUAUUUAAAUCCUGUUGAAAAUACUUUAAUUCGUUGGUUUCAAAUUCGAUUAAGUUCAUAUUUAAUUUGUGGUCUUAUUGAUCCAGUUAAUGAUCUUACUCCGUCAAAUUGGAUAUGUGGACGUAAUCUUCUUUGUCUUAUACAUCGUUAUCGUCCUGAAUUGUUACCGGAUUUGUUGAAUCAACUUGAGAUUGACAAAUUUGAUUAUACUGAUGGUAGUGAUAACAGAAGAAGACGACGAUCUGAUGAUCAAGCAAAUUAUUCACGAUUAACAAAUGCUUGCAGUUUGUUGUCAGAACACUUCUCGAUUAAUUUCAAUUUAAAAUCUGGUUCAUACGUGAUUCAUCCUAUUCAACACUGUCAUACUAUUGGUUAUAACCAGAAAAAAUCGAUAGUUUGUCCCAAGUCAAAUUCUGAUUGGAUAAUUUAUUUGUAUAAUAUCUACCAUGUGUUUAGUCAGUUAAAAUUGCCUAUGUCUAUAUCGACUAUAGUAUCAGCUCCUGUACUGACAAAAUCAUCUAGUGUCAUUGAUGUACAUAAAAGUCGUUUGCCAACUUAUUCUUCAUCGGAUCGAGUUAAUUUGCGUAAAACAAGUGUAUCUAAUUUUAUACCACGUUCACAGCGUAAUGAUAAUAAUAUUAAUAAACUUAUAAAUGGUCAAACAUUAACACAUUUCAACCAUACACCACGUUCACAAUCUCAUAGAGAAAAUUUAAAUGGAAUUGUUGAACGUGGACUAACAACAAAACGCAGAGAAGAACUAAUUAAUAUGUUAUGUGGUCGUCCUACUUCAGUCAGUAAACAUUCUCCAACAUUAUUGGAUAAAAAUUAUGCAGUAGAUGAAACAGCCAAUAAAAAGACAUUAUUGAAUAACAAUGAUCGAUUACAACAACAAAAUCACCAAGAUCUUCAGCUACAUCACCAUCCACAACAAAAUCUACCUGUACAAAAAGAAAAUCUAUCCAAAAGUCCAUUUUCUUCACAAAUUCGAAUUCCAGAGAAUGUGGCUCGUUUAUUUGGUCCACGCAAGGGUAGUUCAUAUUGUUAUAUAUGUCAAAAGCGUUUAUAUCAACUAGAACGUGUGCGGGUUUCUGGUUAUUACUUGCAUAAAAAUUGUUUACGAUGCUCUACUUGUGAUACCCUUUUAAAUAAAGAUUCAGUGAAAUGCGUCAGCUCAAAGAAAACAAAUGAAAAGGACUUAUUUUACUGUCAUUUACAUGUACCAUUGGAAAAUGGACUUAAUGAACGUAAAGUUGAUUUAAUUGAAUCACGAUAUAAUAAAUCAGAAGCUUCUUUAAAAGCUCGAUUACAAGCUGGUCAAUUUCCAUUUGGACCAUCAUCAGCUAAAGAUAUUAAUUUAAUAAAUGGUGGAAGUAGUCCUGUGAAAUUGAAUGGAUUAAACACUAAUGCUGCAUCCCACACACCAUAUACAAAACUAGAUUUACAAAUGCAUCGAAAAAGUCCAUUGAAUAGUUGUGAUUAUCAGAAAGGCGGACGAUCAGAUAUUCACGGUGCUGGUCGAUCGGCUAUUUUAGCUGGUUUAAACAAUGAUUCGGAUCAAGUAAUGGGCAUUGUCAAUAUAGCAAAACCAUUAGACAUUCUUCUACGCAAUCAUCAUCAUCCAUUGGACGAUUCGAAAUCACCAACAAGUCACAAUAAUAAUCAUAAUAUUCGUCCACGUACAAAACGGAAGAAAUUAAACAAAGAAACUGACAGUGAUAUUUCAGGCGAUUAUGUUGGGGUUUAUCAAACUUCUUUAUCGUCGCAUCGAUCUAUAGGUAUUCGUGAUGAUUUCGCACCUGGACCAGAUUGUUGUCUCACGGGACAUCUAGGUUUACCAGAAGUAGUACGUAGAGCUAAUGUAGAAUUAAACACAUCUACAAUUUGGCCUGAAUCUACUAUCAGUCAUGUAGUAGAUCAUAUGAGAAGCAAUCGUGUGAACCUGCUUGGUACAGAUGAAUAUUUUGCAUCAAGUGAGUCAGAAUCUCAAUGCUCAUUUUCAUAUGACCACAAGAUUUAUUCACCUGAAAUAGAUGCACGUGAUUCUACCAAAAGAAUGAAUCAGGAAAAUACAGAUUUAUGGAUUUUAAAAUCAACUGGAUCAUCUGCAUCUUCAGCUGCUCUUUCUCCGACAGAUCCUCAAAAUCUCAAAUCCAAUGUGCAUUCUGAUUCACAAAAACCAAUGGAAGCGAGUAUAAGUGAUCCUUCUUUAUGUACUGACAAUUUAAAUAAUAUUCAGUCUAAAAUACCUCCACCAUUUUCAUCUCCAUCUCAUCAGUCACGGCUAGCUGCGAAACAACGUUUCUGUCUAGAACCUCCUAAACCUUUAACAAUUGAUCCUUUACGAUUCAUUGGUUCAAGGAACCAAGAACGAACGCUCAUAUGUGCAUUGGAUGAUUGUUCUGAAGCUGUAGAACCUAUUAAAAGCCCAAUCAUUUCUACAGCAAACGUAUGGCCGAUAUGUAACACAGCAGAACUCAAAUCAGUAGACUUGCCAUCCAAAGUUUUAUAUGAAGAACCACUAACUCAAUCUCCAUAUGAAUGCAAUAGAGUCACAACAGAUUAUGAAAAUAGUACUUAUGAAACUGACUCAGGAGAUUGGCUUGACAGUGACGCGUGCAAAUACACCAAAAUUGAAGGAGUACCAUUAGCUACUCCUGAGGAUGUUAAAGAUGCAGAAUCUUCAAGUAUCCUUAAUGAACCGCAUUUUUAUGAAACAAUUACAUCAAGGCACCUCAAUCGCUCCUCAUCGUUACAUUGCCGUCUUCCAAGUGAUUAUCAAUUUGUGGCUAUAACUAGGAAGAAAAAGUCUAGUGUCCGAAUAAAUAGUUGGAAUUCCGAUGCAUCAAUUUCUAAUCCUCCAUCAAUUAUUCAAACAUCAAUGAGUUCACCUUUAAUUCGAUCUACUGAACAUCUUAGCUGGGCUAAAAUUAAACAGAUUACUGUUAAAGAAGAGUUCGAAACUACACAAAUCUCGAAGUCAUCCAAUCUAGCUAAGUUGUAUGAAAAACAAAAACAUGUAUGCAGCGAAUUAGAUGAUAGAUAUGAACGGGAAUAUUUCAUUGAUCCAAAGAUACUUGUUAAAAGUCUCAGUAAGUGGGGCCUUUUCGAAAAUGAUAAUCAAGAUACAUCUAGUACAAGUAGUGCAGACCUUACUUCACAACCCAUAAUUCUACCGAAACCUGACAGUAUUCAGCAAUUUCAUGGAAAACUUUACGACGUUAAAAUAACAAAUACUCGAGACAAUCGUUUAAAUCGAGAUUUGAUUAAAUCUCGUAAAACGACCAAUUUCACCCGAUCUCAUCCAAACGGAGAAUCCAGAUCUUUAGAUAGAAUGAAUUCAAACCCUUUAAAGAUAGUAUAUCAAACGAGGCAAAUUGACAAUACAAUAUAUCCUCAUGUCAUUCCUGUUAUGUCUGAAAGUCCCGUUAUCUUGAAGACUUCCCUGAAGGGAGCAAUCAGAAGUAAUCCUAAGUCAGCAUCUAGGAGACGAUCUACAGUAAGUCCAGAUAGUGAAGGCGUAUAUGUGUUUCGAAUUGUUGGGGAACCAGGAACAUCCAACUUAAAACCUGUAUUUAACCAAACACCCACCAGCUUGAAUAUUCAGAAGCAUGUAAGUGAGAAAACAAUUAUUAUGGGCAGUGACGCAGGUGGGAGUGAUAGAGUUUUGGUUUGACUCAUUUAAGAUUAAAGGACAUACCGGUCUUGAACUCCGAACUAUGCUUUCGAUAUAAAUGAACCUGAGCGCUUUCCAAAUACUAGUCCAAUAUUUCCGGACCGAUAUAUAUUUCACAAUAGGAACUUUUUAUCACGGUUCUUGUCCCUGUUUGGCUAUAUAUAUAAUCAGGCACUUCCGGACCCAGAGCUUCAUGUUGAAGAUAUGUGGAGUGUUAUUACAACUGAUACCAUUUCUUUCUUUUCUCUAUUAUUGAGUGUAAUUCUUUUACGCAAGUACAUAUUAUAUGACAGACUAAAUAAUCUUUGCAGAAUUUCUUCUGCUUAUUUAUAAUUUUACUCAAUAUCCGACCACAUAUUGCGUUUUUCAGUAAAAUAAUUUAUGAUUUAUAAGUUGCUUUUAUUCCCACAUAUUGGUUAGUAAUAAACUGGAUAUACUCAGAUUAUGUGUAGGAUGUGAAGCUGGUUGUUUGUCAGUUGUGUUUCUACUUUUUUAUGAUGAUAAAUUUUAAAAACGGAAUGAAGUUUGUGAAGUACUAAAGAAAUAACAGGUU